This is a messenger RNA of Suricata suricatta (meerkat), 3390 nucleotides long. RefSeq names its product N(alpha)-acetyltransferase 40, NatD catalytic subunit (gene NAA40). NCBI's taxonomy places the organism in Eukaryota, Metazoa, Chordata, Mammalia, Carnivora, Herpestidae. Gene Ontology annotation, molecular function: protein N-terminal-serine acetyltransferase activity; histone H4 acetyltransferase activity; histone H2A acetyltransferase activity. The coding region runs from base 149 to 862 and encodes 237 amino acids. The transcript is spliced from 8 exons. The record is from RefSeq and is a predicted model, not a curated record. Gene Ontology annotation, cellular component: nucleus.
AGGCGCGUAGGGGAGCCCGCGGGGCGCAUGCGCGGUGCGGGGCCCUCCGCCGCUCUGGUGUCGCCGCCGCCGCCGUUGCUGCCGUUGCCGCCUCCCUGCCGGCAAGUGUGGGAAGGAGGAGCCCAAGGCCGCCGCCGCCGUUGCCGCCAUGGGGAGGAAGUCAAGCAAAGCAAAGGAGAAGAAGCAGAAGCGGUUGGAGGAACGAGCAGCCAUGGACGCCGUCUGUGCCAAAGUGGACGCUGCCAACAGGCUUGGAGACCCUUUAGAGGCUUUCCCAGUGUUCAAGAAAUAUGAUCGAAAUGGGCUAAACGUGUCCAUUGAGUGUAAGCGAGUGUCUGGACUGGAGCCGGCCACCGUGGCCUGGGCCUUCGACCUGACCAAAACCAACAUGCAGACCAUGUACGAGCAGAGCGAGUGGGGCUGGAAGGACCGGGAGAAACGCGAGGAGAUGACGGACGACCGAGCCUGGUACCUCAUUGCGUGGGAGAGCAGUUCCGUCCCCGUGGCCUUUUCUCACUUCCGGUUUGACGUGGAAUGCGGAGACGAAGUCCUGUACUGUUAUGAAGUGCAGUUGGAGAGCAAGGUGCGGCGGAAAGGCCUGGGGAAGUUCCUCAUACAGAUCCUGCAGCUCAUGGCCAAUAGCACACAGAUGAAGAAAGUUAUGUUAACUGUAUUUAAACACAAUCACGGCGCCUACCAGUUCUUCAGAGAAGCCCUGCAAUUUGAAAUCGAUGACUCUUCCCCCAGCAUGUCCGGGUGCUGUGGAGACGACUGCUCCUAUGAGAUCCUGAGCCGGAGGACCAAGUUUGGGGACAGCCAGCACUCCCACGCGGGCGGGCACUGUGGUGGCUGCUGCCACUGAGCUCCCGAGCUAGAACGCUCUCUCCAAGGGCCUGUCUUCUCCCUGGGCUCACGCCGCCGGCCGGGUACCUCAGAGCUGCGCGUGCUGGGCCGCAGCGCGAGAGCACAGAACCCUGCGGGGGGCACGCUCCCCACUGCCCCUCCUCCCCUCUCUGAGAAGAGCGGAGUGCCCAGGAGCAGAGAGAAGAGGGUGCCGAGGGAGCUGGCGGAGGCCGGGCACCAAGCGUACCUUCUCACGGUGGCUGCCUUCUCGCUUGGCCCUGGUGCCCUCCACCAUGAGGUCCCCCAACUUCUUUGCAGAUGGGUUCAUGACAAGCCCGUCCGUCCCCCCUGCCACACCCACACUUGGACAAAUGGGGUGUUUGUACCCACCUUUCUACAAAGCCCUGGAGCCCUGGGUCAAGGUCUGGCAGGUCCUCAAUGAAGAAUGGAUUCGGUGCGAGAUCCGGACGGAAAGAGGGGCUUCAGAGAGACUCGAGUUUCGUAGAUGACGCCUUGCUGGAGACCGGGGGGAGGUCUUCUGUGCCUCGACGCUGGGAGCACAGGGGCUCUUUCUCGCUGUGCUCGGCCCGGCUCGGAGCGGGCGUGGAGGCGCCCCAGCCCACUGGGAGGAAGGCUCCAUCCCUCUCCCCAUGGCUGCCAGAGGAGAGGACCAGGAGCAGGGUGUGGAUGGGGCCCCGCCGGAGGAUAGUUGCGUCUCUGGGCUUCUGGACUUGCUGCGUUCGGCUGGGCCUCUUGGUCUCCUGGCCGUGGCUCAGAGCUCUUGGUUCACGGAAACAAGCCAGAGGUCCUGCCGGCGCCUCUCCAUCACCCCUCGCCACCCAUUAUCCCUCAGCUCACCGUCACCCAUAGCCCCGUUCUUACUCUCAAGGCGGAGAAUGACAUUAGGGAACCCCUCCCCUUCCCCCAGAAGGACCCCUCGUUCCUGGCAUAUUCAGUACUGUCUCCUCUCAUAUCUUGGUGCUGAUCGCUCUCCCAAGGUGGGGCCUCCCUCCCUCCUCAGAGAGCCCCCAGCCAGCAGCAGGCCCUGCUGCCUGCACCCCCCGGCCUUGCCCCUUGCUGCCUCAGUGAGGCCUGGCGCCACUGCCCUGACUGGCGGCUUCGGCUGCAGCAGGAAUGCCUCUCAGUGGCCCAGACCGCUGCUUUUCUCUCUCUCCAGUGUCUCCAGCGGCCUGGAGCAGGGGGAGAAGGCCUUCCUCCUCUCUCACGGGAUAGAGAAGCUAUGGGUCAGAGCCUAGACUUGCCCUGAUCUCGGGGCCUCCCUUCCAGGGGAGAGAAUGACCAAAUUCUUAGCCAGGAAAAGGCACCUGCCUCCCAGCCCCACUUGGACAUCCUUGAGCUCUGCUCUAGGGAGUGUCUGAAAGGUUCUGGCCUUUGUGAAGUUGCUCCUUGGAGGUCUGUUCUGACCUCGGCUCGUACCCAACCCUCUGCCCUGACUCACGUGGUCUAUGCUGGCGGGUCUCCCUGGAGCUGUUCCUGCUUCUCCCCUACUUUCCUGCUUGUGCGGGGAGGGGGGUCCAGUCACAGGGCCCCCUUCACCCACCCAGCCCUCCUGAGUGCUCCGUGUUGCUCUUGACCGCGCCAGCAGUGGGCGUGCCGCUCUGUUGGAGAGGGCCUUGCAGCCUUACACUGGAGCAAGCCCUCCUCUGUCCCCGCCUUCAGGCUCGGGGAGAGGGGUGUGGAUUGCACACCGUGGGGGGUGGGGGGCAGAAACUGGAAUUGAAGUGUGGGAGGGCGCCCUCCCAGAAUCGGGGAAUGACAGAAGCAUGUUUAGGAAUGUUCUUCCUCUGAUCCUUAUCUUUCGACACAGAAUGGAUAGAUAUUUAUUGUCAUAGAUCGUGGAUUUCUGAUACCUCUCAAGGGGAUCGAAGGGAAUCCCACUGUAAAUCCUUCAUGAGGUGAGUUCAGUGUAUGUUGUCUCUUUCCAUUCUUCAGACACCUGUCACUGAGCCCACUGGCAGAUGGGGUGCCUGGUGCCGCGCCCUGCUCUUCCUGCCUCUGCCAGUCACUUCCUGCAGGGCUGCUGGGGGGCGGGGGCCGGAGAGGCGCUGCCUGAGGCCAGUAGGCCGUUGUCUGUGGUUGGUGUUGAGCCUGUUCAGUUCUCUCGCUUCCCUCCCAGGUCUUGGUUUUGAGAAACAGGGCAGGCCUUCUGUUCCCGGCUCGCGCGUGUGUGCGCGUGCGUGUGUGCGCGCGCGUGUGUGUGUGUGUGUGUGUGUGUGUGUGUGUGUGUGUGUUGGGGCACGUUAAAUAUUCUUUAAGAUUUUUUCUUCUUUUUUUUUAGUUGUACACACCCUAUUUCAGGUUAUUUUUGUUGACGUAAGAAAUGUGUAUAUGACAUGCCUAUGGUUUUUUUAAACCCUUUCUGAUUUUGUUUUUUAGAGGAAACUGAAGAUAAACUCUUUCUUGAUAUAUAUAUAUUUUUUUUUUUCUUUAGCAACUUGUUAUCACUGGAAUCAAAGGGAAAAGUGAUCUCUUUUUGCAUUGGUUGUAUUUGUAUGUCACAAAUAAAAGACACUUUGUUCAGCUGUU